Chlamydomonas reinhardtii is the source of this 1426-nucleotide messenger RNA. RefSeq lists its product as uncharacterized. The transcript has 2 exons. Bases 385 to 834 code for a protein of 149 amino acids. Lineage: Eukaryota; Viridiplantae; Chlorophyta; Chlorophyceae; Chlamydomonadales; Chlamydomonadaceae. The record is from RefSeq and is a predicted model, not a curated record.
GACAAGUUGAAAGCCUAUUGUGAAGAAUUAGGCCUGCAGCUUCUGCACUUCACCGCAGACGGCCACGCUGUUUACGCCCGCGCCCCGGUGCCCUAACUGAACCCCUGGGCUUACUAAUUGCAUACUGACACAACUAUUAACUGCUUCAAUCACUCGCAUCAAUUCAGCGUGCGUCCCCGCGAACUCGCUGGCAGAACCUCCCCGCGUGCCCUCGCUCGGCCCUCACCAGCCCUCGGAGCCCCCCGAACCUCCCCCCAGCCGCCCAGGGCUGUAAUCACGCAGCCCGGCGCCCCCCGUUUGUAGACAGCAGUCCGCACACCAAACGUAUAAACAAAUUAUACUUUUCUAAAGCAAAGAGAAUAGCCGAGGAGCUCAGUCCAAGGGAUGGCAACAACUGGCCGGCUCCACGUCGCGGAGGCGCCCUCAUCGAGCAGCUCGCGAAUGCUCAGCUGCCCAUCUGCAAGCCCAUACGCUAGCAGGCCUGAAAUCGGCCCGUUCUGGGGCUGCCUGCAACUGUAUGCGGAGGGCUUCUACGGCGUACUCGUGCCCGACGUGGAGGACGCGGACGCAGCUGGAGACAGCAAGGAGGAGGCUAUUCAGGAAACAACUAAGAAGCUUAGCUCUCAGCUGAAGCGGAUGCCGCGUGACGCGUGGCCGGCUGCAUCGGACCUCCAAACCGCGGCAGCGAAGGCCCGCGCGGUUGUUCAAGCCGAUGGUGGCGAGUUUAUCCACGAGGAGUCUUGGGAGAUGGUGCAGGUGCCGGUAGACUUCAGCCUCGUGGCGGAUCUGCCGAGCGCCGUGCUUGAGCAGCUGCACAAGGAAUACUGCACCUAGCGUCUGGUGAUGUCUGUCGUUCAGGCAAGCCCUGCUGCAGCUCUGCUCUGCUGACAGUGCCUCUGCCUGAGCCGGUGGCACUGCUCCUCCAGCUGGGAUGGCAGCCUGGGAGUUGUAAUUCCGAUACUUCGGGAGCUUCCGAGAUGGGAGCCGGCCUUCGUGUGCCCGAGGCUGCUGCCUGGUAGGGAUGUGAUAACAGCAUUGAAGAUGUUUGCGGUUGUGGGCAACACAGGUCCGCUGUAGGUGGUUGCAGUGUGGGAAUGCUGACUUUGGGAGAAUGUCUGAAGGUUAAACGGGUUCAAGGUGGAAGCUGAGGUGAGGGAGGGGACACGGCACUAAGUGCUUAAGCUUGAAAAGCCAGUGCAUGUGCACCUGGUUGGAGUCUGAGACCGCUGAGUGGGACCAGUCAGGUUGGUAUGAAACACCAUUGGACACAACCAUCUGUAAUGGCUGCAAUUCUAAGCUAACUGCAUGGCGCCUCUGGAUGUGUGGUGCACCGGACCACAAUGGCGGGCGGCUUGAGGGCCUGCCUCAGUGUUGGCACCUGGCUGGAGCUGCUCUGAGGCACCUGCACGUGUAAGACUAAGCGACG